Chroicocephalus ridibundus (black-headed gull) is the source of this 1794-nucleotide messenger RNA. RefSeq names its product ovochymase 1 (gene OVCH1). The record is from RefSeq and is a predicted model, not a curated record. Gene Ontology annotation, molecular function: serine-type endopeptidase activity. NCBI's taxonomy places the organism in Eukaryota, Metazoa, Chordata, Aves, Charadriiformes, Laridae. Gene Ontology annotation, biological process: proteolysis.
AUGGGGAAGCAAGGAGCUCAGUUGGCCCCUCUACAGCCAGGAGUGCUGCAGAAGUUGUGCGAGGAUCCUCCACAACCUUGUGGGGUGUCCCUCGAAUUGGGCCUUUUCCAUUACUGUGGUGGCGGUCUGGUCUGAGGAGAUGUGGUUAUUACUGCUGCUCACUGUGUCGUCAACCUGGAGCAGAUCCCAGACUGCAGUACUGAGCUGGCGGCAAUGAAAUCUGCUGGCACCUCCCCUGGCCUCCUGGCUGCUCUGUGCUGCCCAGUGGCUAGUGGCUGGGAUAAGGUGUCUGAGGUGGCUGAGGUGCUGGCUCCCAUCCUGCAGGAGGUGGAGCUGCCCCUUAUGGACAGCCAGACCUAGCUGGGGGGCUUGAAUCUGCCGCUGGUGAGGAGCUCCAUGCUGCGUGCUGGCUUCCCAACAGUGGGAGGGAAUGCAUGCAGGAUGGCUUAUACGAAGGGGGAAGAUGAUAAAAUUUACCAGGUGGAGCUGAACAUAACAGUGCCAGAGGACAAAACCAUUGUGAUACGCUUCACCGAAUUAGAUGUAGAGUACCAAAUGGGAUGUGACCUUGACUGUGUGUCCCUCUAUUUGAACAGAAGAGAGCCGAUCUGUUUGGGCUGUGGGAGUGUCGCAAUGUUAGUGGAAGAGGGGAAGAUUGAUACUGCUAAUUACCCUGGCUUGUAUCCCAGGAACACGAAGUGCCACUGGCUCAUUGAGGCUCCAGCAGAGUAUGUCAUAAAGCUGAAGUUUGAAGACUUUGCUGUGGAACUUAGCCUGGGCUGCAUUUAUGAUGCAGUUACUCUUUAUGGUGAUGAAGAAGAAGAAAACCAGUUGGAGGAGGCAGGAAGAGAAGAUUCAAGAUUAACUACUGCACCGAUGUUGCCGCUGAAGGAUGUCCCCUUAGACAGAGCAGAUGACUUUGCUCUCUCCUGCACGUUUGGCCUUGCUGUAUCGACCGUUGGGGCUGAGGAAGCCUGUCCUCACUGUUGGCCAUGGCGUGCCACCCUGAAGUUCCUUGGAGACUACCAGUGUGAUGGGGCUGUCAUCAGCCCUACGUGGCUGCUGACAGUUGCCCACUGUGUGCAGCUUUGAGUAUCAAAUAAACCCUUGCACUGGACUGUGACAGUAGGAGACCACGGUAAAGCCCUGAGAGAGUCAACAGAACAGGUGAGACAGGUGAAAACCACUAGAGUUCAUCUUGACUUCAACAUGCUGAGCUGUGAGUCUGGCAUUGUCCUGAUGCAGCUAGACAUCCCUUUGGAGUACAACGCUGCUGUGAGGCCAGUGUGUCUGUCUAACAGCACAGAGACGUUAUCCUCUUCUUACCUCUGCACUGUGUCUGGACGGGGGAUCAUCAAAGAAAAUGGGAGCCAAGCUAGGCGGUUGCAGCAGACACGAGUGCCUGUACUCGAGAAUGAAAUCUGUGAGAGAAAUUACUACUUCAGUCACCCUGGAGGGAUCGCAGCCAGGAUGCUUUCUGCUGGCUUUGUUUCUGUGGGAGGCCAGGACUCCUGUCGGGGUGGUUUGGGUGUCCCCUUGGUUUGCAAGAAGGAAAAUGGACCAUUUACUCUUUGCAGCAUUGUCAGCUGGGCUGUUGGCUGUGCCAGCCCAAAGAAACCAGGGAUCUAUUCAAGGAUGGGAAUUUUCCUGGACCGGAUAAGACUGCUGAUGAAAGGCCUGAAAUAUGGAAACACCAAGGCUGCUGACAAAGGAAAUAUGCUGUCAGCCCUGCUCUCCCUUCACCCCAGUAAACUGGGGUGCGAUGAGAGACAGUUUUAUUUAUGGAACUCCUGA